AUGAGAGCCUUCUUAAGCCUCCCCAUUUUCUUACUACUUGCAAUCUCAACACUUGUUCUGUCUUCUCCAUCCUCCGCUGCACCUCUUGGUCCGCAUUCUGGCGACUACCUGGUCCAAAUUCGGAACGACUUAAGUGGUGGCGGGGCCACCAUUUUGGAGGUCCACUGCAAAUCCAAAGGCGGAGGAGAUUUGGGUAGCCAUUGGAUCAGCAGUGGCGAGCGUUUCACCGUACGUUUUCACAAUGACAGAUGUGUCUCAACUGAGUACUGGUGCAAGUUAAGCUGGGAUGAGCACUCCAAAUCCAAGAGUCAUGGCGGCAACUAUCGCUUCUUCAAUUGCGACGAGUCGUUUCUUCAGUCAUGUGGUUUCCAGGAGUGCACUUGGAAGGUUCAGGAUGAUGGGAUAUAUUUGCAUGACCUUCAUGGAUUACAAGAUGUGAAAUAUUAUAACUGGCAGACGUAA
Molecule: messenger RNA, 462 nt
Organism: Malus domestica (apple)
Lineage: Eukaryota; Viridiplantae; Streptophyta; Magnoliopsida; Rosales; Rosaceae
Product: S-protein homolog 24-like
Source: RefSeq, a predicted model, not a curated record